This is a messenger RNA of Linum trigynum, 501 nucleotides long. NCBI's taxonomy places the organism in Eukaryota, Viridiplantae, Streptophyta, Magnoliopsida, Malpighiales, Linaceae. The record is from the annotation of a GenBank genome assembly.
CGCCCAAACACAAUACCUCCAGUUUGCUACCUUUCCUCAAACACCUAGCUAGCUAGCGGCGAUACAUAACGAUGAACAACCUCUUCUUGCUCUCCGCCUUGGUGGCCAUCAUUGUGAGUGCGAUGAUCGCCGGUAAAGCCACCGCGGCGGCGGAACCAAGGUGCGGUGCUUAUAAGAAAGCAUCGCAGCCCUGCAUGGCCUAUGUCCAGGGGAGCGCCGAAACCAUCCCUCAGGCGUGUUGCGAUCGGCUCAAAGGGUUUCUCGACGAUGCCAAAACGGAGAAGAGGAAGAAGAUAGCUGCCUGCAAAUGCGUCGCCGGUUCUGCUAGUAACCCCGCCUACAAGGAAGGUCGUGUUCAGAAAGUUGCCGACGCCUGCGGAUUCAAACUCCCACCGGCGGACUACGACUGCGACAGCCUGUGAUUGAGAAGAGGCGUUCUAGCUAGCUGAAACAAAUUAAGCCAGGAGGAGGGCAGACGAGGAAUUAAAGAUGAUCAUGUAU